GGGAAAAUAGUAGGAGGAAAGGUGAUGAGAUUGAGAGUGCUGAUCAGGCAGACUUCAGAUUUCUCAAAUCAAAAGAUUAUCUACUGACACAAACAGACAUGAAAGGAAACCACCAGGUCAGAGGCAGCUCAUCAUAAUCCACAUGAAAUACCAGGAAAAGGUUUGACUAUUAAUUAGCACACCCGACAUACACACAGUAAAUACAACCGAAGCCUGGGGAGAAAACUAAAAUAUAUUUUAUCCUUUCAGAAUAUUACAGGAUACCAUAAAAAUAUUACAGAAAAUAGUUUAAAUUGGUACCAAGCUGUAAAUUGAUAGCAAGUGGGUGACACUGAUACAAUGACAUCUACUUAUGCGGCAUUGUAAUGAUAUAAAAGAGGAUAACAAUUGUAAACAACUGAGAUCCACAGACAAACGUUUCUUAUACAAAUAUGAUAUCUGACUUUCCAUCUUUCACAACUGCUGCUCAACCUCUGUCCAGGGAUAAAGUCCCAUUUCCACAUGACUUGAAUUAACAGAAUUUAAUUAUCUAGCCUAUGAACUGGCUAUAAAUAGCAACUUUGAGUAACAUGAGGAAAAUGCUUUUUAUAAAUAUGUUUCCGUUUCCUCUGUAAUAGCUCAUAGUAGUCACAAAUUUUUCACUGGUCUUACUGUGGCAUUACUUAUUGGUGAAUGUUCUAUCUUGUGCAUGAUAUUUAUUACUUUGUAUAGAUCCAUUUUCAUGUUGUUUAAUGAUAUUCUAAGGGUGCCUAACCCAUAGUUCUCUAGCAUUUUCUGUUGAUCAAUGAGUAUCCCUGACAAGUAAACUGUUAAUAAGUUAAUAAAACAGCUAAAAACGUUAAACGAGAAAUUAAGAACUGCAAUACCUGUAGAAAACAUAUAGGUUACCACAUUCUUAGUGUUAGUGUAAAACAAAAUCUUUAGGUAAUUAUGUACCAAGAAAAUAGUAUCUGAAAUUGGUAAAUUUGGAACCAGUGUCUUCACAAAAUCCUUAAUUUUUCAAAGAACAUGGCUGCGUUGCCAGCCAUUUCUUUAGACGGAGCCUAACAGAGAUCUCAUCUCGAUUUAGUUCUGCUCUGUGUUCAUUUAUUAGUGUGUCUACAUGUGUGUUUGUCCUCCUCAUUAUUGGGAGUGUGCCCCUGCACAGUCCUGAUGACUGGGAUGACUCUGGCAUUUAUAGACGAAUUCCUGCUUUCUCACACCUAUUGAAUGUCAAGUCUUUAUGGCCUCUUCGGAACUCAGUUUGUAAACACAAACAGUGCCGUACAAAAGGACGCGAGUGAGAAAAUGGUGCACUGGAGGGAAGGAGCCACAUACUUGAGGCAUCUGCCGCAUUUUCAUCUCUACAAACAUUGUCACACAUGCACCUUGAUGGGUAAAGGUACGAGGUGUACAAUGUCUGUCCAACAUGAGUGAUUGGUACAUGACAGGAAUACAGCAUUACUAUAAUAUUAAUAUAGAGGAUGUGAGACAGGUAUAUACACAGGCCAGGCAAAGAGCUUCACACCAGCAAAAAAGGUGCAUUCAUCUGUGAAAGGUGUCCAUAAGUUGUGUCUAAUGUUACACUGCACGUGUUCAAGACAUAGUGAGAUUUCUGUUCACGAUCUGGGUGCAUGUGUGUGUGUGUAAACAUGCAGCUCUGUGUGUGGCUGUGUGGGAGUCUAAGAGAGAGAGAGCGAGAGAAUGAGAUGAGUUAAGGAGAUGGACAGAUUGUGCGUGUGUGUACAUGUGUGUGUGUGUGUGUUUGUGCAUCAGGGGGUGGGUGCAGUAGUCCGUGUCAGACAGCAAAGAGUGCCGCAGUUAUCUAGGAAUCUGAGCCAAAGCAACCUCACUAACAGAGAGACAGAGCAGGAGACAGAAGAGGACGUGGAGUGAGGAAAAAAAGAAAAGAAGAAGAGGAUGAAAGAAGCACGGAGAAUAGAAAACAAGGACAACAAUAGGAAGAUCUAGACAAAAAAAAAGAAGAGGUCAGCAAAGACUUUUCGACUGAAGAGACAUUUGUUGAAAUUGAAGGAAAAGUGAGGUGAAGGUUUGCAGAGAAACAUCAACAACAAAAGGACAAACAACUUACAGCCUGGAGGAAGGAGGCCAGACCACUGCUCACGAGUUUAAAACAAACUUUAGGACAAGCCUGCAUUUACCCAUGAUUCCUUUUGGUUCUCUUGGUACGCUUCCUCUGCUGUCACUGUAUGUGGGAGCUCUGCUGUCCUUAGAUGCAUCCCCGACCUGCACACACCCUCCCUGCAGGGACAGUCUGGUGGCUGCACCCAUCCCGCCUGGGACGGGAGUAGGAGUGGGUACCAGGGCCUGUGAGGGUCAGACUGGGACAGCAGCCUGCAAGAUGGGGGUUUCACUUUCAGCCGUCUCAGACGUCUCUCGGAGGGUGGAGCACAGGCCUGAUUUCCCCCAGGCUCAGCCUAAGACUGGAGGUGUGAGAGAGCGACUAGUUCAACUGCAGCGCUGCAUGCACUCUAUCCAGGAAACGGGGGGGCCCUGGAGUCACGGGGGCCAUGAGAGCAACUCUCUAGGGGCCAUCCUGGCACUAAUGGCAGCUGUGCUGACAGAGUGUGACCUCCACUGUCACAGCCAGGCCCUUGGGGCAAUGGCCAAAAGACUGGAGAGUGCAGCUGUGGGAAGAGAGGGGGAGAAAGACCUGUUGCUUUUCCUGAAGAGUAUCACACAAUACCCACCCACAGUUGCCCCCUUGGAGAGGUUACAUCCUCAGGACUGUGCAGAGAUUUACAGGCUCGGCAUCAAAGAGAAUGGAAUCUACACCAUCCAGCCUGACCUGCACAGACCAGCACUGGAGGCUAAAUGUGACAUGGAGACGGCGGGCGGUGGGUGGACGGUGAUCCAGAAUCGACAGGACGGUUCGUUGGACUUCAACAGGACGUGGCAGGAAUACCGGGAGGGCUUUGGAAGUCCACAGGGAGAGCACUGGCUCGGGAACACGGCGCUGUACGCCCUCACCUCCUCUGGCCAACACCAACUCAGAAUUGAGCUGGAGGACUGGCACCAACAGAGACGCCAUGCUACCUACAACAAUUUCAAAGUAGCCUCAGAGGCACAGAGGUAUCGACUAACAGCACGGGAGUACUCCGGUGAUGCAGGAAAUGCCUUGAGCUACAGCAAACGUUACAACCACGACGGCAGAUCCUUCAGCACUGCCGACCGAGACCACGACCGCUACACAGCCGGAAACUGUGGUCAUUACUAUGGGGCAGGCUGGUGGUUUGAUGCCUGCCUGGCAGCUAACCUGAACGGACGGUACUACCGUGGGCGCUACAGUGGGGUGACCAACGGCAUCUACUGGGGGACAUGGUACAUCCUGACAGAUGGACGGACUGGAGAACGCUACUCCUUCAAGAGGGUGGAGAUGAAAACAAGACCCAGGAACUUUGUGGGGACAUCCUAAAGCCAAUGAUGACAACUAUCAAUGGAAAACUUGCUGCAUAGUAACCCACUGUAAUAAUCAUGCCAGUCACAGAUGAGAAACAGAUGUUAGAUGUAUAAGUUACUUUGUGGAUGUCACUUUGUGUAGAGCAGCUUUCAUGUCACUUAACAGUUACAUGCAGAUGGCAGCUAAUAGAUUUAAGAAAAAAAAAUGCAAAAACUAAUGUUUAAAUAUUCAACAGCAGACUGUUUGAGGUUUCACUCCAUAUUACAUUAUAUAUUUGUUCAGUAUGAGGCUAACUCAAUUACAAAGAAAGAGAUAUUAAAAAUACUGCUUGUAGUAGUUGUUAUACAUCUCCAGAAUCUUUACUGCACAUUAAAAAAAACCCUCUGUGGUAAAUGAAUGAAUCACUAGAAUGCCUGAUGAGGCAUUUAUCUACAUACAAACAGUGUUCACACAUAAACAUAACCUGAGCUGUCCAUGAAAGUGAUCCUGCAAGAAUGGAUUAACCCUGGGAGUUUGCAUGUGCCACUACCUGCCUGGUCAAACUAUCUGAAAUAGUGCUCACAAGUAUUUUAGAUCAGAUGAUGUCAUGUGAGAAAGUGUCUGACUUACUGAAGUCAAGAGGUCACCAUGUCCCUGCACAGGGAGGCUCUAACAGUGAGGUGAUAAACAGCUCCUCAAAUUUAAACUCCAUCACUGUGUCAUUCGUACGACAGAGACAGAGAGCGGGACGGAUAGGGAUUUAAAAACCCCAUUUCUGUCUACCCACAAGCCCCUGUCUUCUGCCUCCAGCUGUAUUAAUAUAGAACCAAACCCAAAGCUUACGGUUUGACAGUAAACAGAGAGAAGCCCAGUUUUGGUGAGGACAUUUUUCUCACCUCACCUUGCUCAUACUUUCCCAGGGAGCAGGCCUGACACACUGAUGCUGACUGUUGGGUUGGGUUUAUCCUGUCGUCAUACUCCAAAACCACCCUCCGCCCACUACUACUAUCAGGUCAAACACACACAGAAACACACACUCAGCUUCACUUGCUUUUUCAUGCUGGCGUCAGACGGGCGGCUCCUCUGGCUGUGCUUCACACAGGCUUUUCUGGGAGUUUAGAGUUGGUGUGUGAGUGCUGACUUUGGCCGUGCACAAGUGAUGUUUGUCUUUGUGUGUGCGGGGAUGGACAGUAAGAGAGAGUGUGUGUGCAUAAGUAAAUGGCUGCACCUAUUUUAGCAGUGUUCGUAAUGAGCUGUCAGUCUCUCCGACAAGCAGUGUGUCUAAUAUUAACCGGUGAGGGGGCUCAGCGGGCUCUGAUCUAAACACACAGACACACCGAGGGCAGACUCCAGACCAGCCAUGGAAUUUCACAUACACCACUUAUACUCACACUAAGACAUGCCUGUAUUCAUGCGCGUGCACACACAUACUCUCUCUCUCACACACACACACACACAGGAAACUCAAAUCGUUCUCUCAGCACAUACAGCAGUGCACGAUGUGCUUGACUUCAUUAAAACAAGUGCACAUUAGAAAUAAAAUGGCCUCCACUGAAGAAAGUUUGAUCAUGCCGCCUUAAUUAUUGUUAUGUAACCACAAGCUCCCUUUUCCCUUUUCUUCGUCUUAGGCAUAAGCACACACACACACACACACACACACACACACACACACACACACACACACACACACACAGCAGACAGACAGACAGUUAACUAUAAGUAAUCAAGAUCAGUCACCCAUAUAAGCCAUUAUACCUAUCAGCUUUCUCAAUUGAUUUUGAGUGUGUGUGUGUGUGUGUGUGUGUGUGUGUGUGUGUGUGUGUGUUUUAUUGUAUUACUAGAGAAAACAAUACAAGGUUAAAAGGUGAAAGGCUCCAUGUUCUGCCCCCUGGUGGCACCUGAUCAUAGUGGACAGACUGAGAGAAAAAGCUUUAUGUCAGCUGAAGAUAACUGGUACAAAAAUCAGUAUUAAUUUAGAUUCUGGCCAA
Messenger RNA from Lates calcarifer (barramundi perch), 5367 nucleotides. RefSeq names its product fibroleukin. The record is from RefSeq and is a predicted model, not a curated record. The coding region runs from base 2144 to 3415 and encodes 423 amino acids. Lineage: Eukaryota; Metazoa; Chordata; Actinopteri; Centropomidae. The transcript is spliced from 6 exons.